CGCAGGACAGCCGGGCCGGGGACGGAGCGCGCCAGCUGCCGCCGCUGCUUUAGGGGCGGGGGUCGCCGCGAGGGUCUCUUUGUCUCGAUCGCGGAGCCGCCGUCACGUUGCAUCGGGGACCGGCCGGGGCUUCCCUCCGGCAUGGCCGGCCUGAGCUUCAGCUGCAGCUCCCCGGGCGGGAGCCCCCCACGACCCCCCACCCUGCAGUUACCAACACAAUAAUCUUGGACCCACGCAGCCUUACGUGCCCCAAAGACAGUCACAGCUAGGAAGCCACCCCACCUUCCCUGGCGAAGUCAAACCGGGGGGACGCUGGACUUUUGGAAAGGAUUGUGGCUACCAUGUCAACCAUCAGCCCCGAAUACGAUUAUUUAUUUAAGUUGCUGCUGAUCGGAGAUUCCGGAGUGGGGAAAUCCUGCCUCCUCCUCCGUUUUGCGGAUGACACCUACACGGACAGCUACAUUAGCACCAUUGGAGUGGAUUUCAAAAUCCGGACCAUCGAGUUGGAAGGAAGAACCAUCAAGUUGCAGAUUUGGGACACGGCUGGCCAGGAGCGCUUCCGAACCAUCACCUCCAGCUACUACCGAGGCGCACAUGGCAUUAUCAUUGUCUACGAUGUGACGGACCAGGAUUCGUUCAACAACAUGCAUCUUUGGCUGGAGGAAAUUACUCGCUACGCCAGCGAGAACGUCAACAAGCUGAUUGUCGGAAACAAGAGUGACCUUUCCAGCAAGAAAGCAGUGGAUUACACAACUGCCAAGGAGUACGCCGACUCGUUGGCUGUGCCCUUCCUGGAGACCAGCGCCAAGAAUGCCACCAACGUCGAGCAGGCUUUCUUGACCAUGGCAGCCGAGAUCAAGAACCGGGUCAGCAGCGGCCCGACGCAGAACGACAACCACAAGUCGGCCGUCCACAUCCAGAGCGGUCCAUUACGGCAAGAAGGCGCAGGGGCCGGCGAAGAGGGGGUCAGGGGAUGCUGCUAAGGGGCCACCGUCCGUGGAGCAAUGAAGGGUAGAUUUUGGACAGUGCCCACGAAGGGGGCAAUGCCAGCCCUGGGAAGCCCUCCCCCCGCCUUGCCAGCUUACCUUUGGAGACUCAGAAUGUCAAAAUGGAGCAUCUGAUGAUAACGUCGCCUUGCUUUGUUCUGCGCCGGCUUCGUUCCACUUUUCUGGACUUCGUCCUGAAUCCGCCUCUUCUAUGCCGGGCUCUUUCGCCAUCAGGAUGCCCUGGAACAGAGGGCUGACCACUGCACUGUCCAGCCGUGGUCAUCUCACCGUCCAGAAAGUGGCCAAGUUGGAGCAGAUUCAGAAGGAACUCAUCGACACCCCCCUUCCCCACUACAUAGUUUCCUACUUGAGCAGGAGGUUGGACUAGAAGACCUCCAAGGUCCCUCCCAACUGUUAUUUCGUCAUAGCUACAGCAUGCCCUCCAUUACACCAUGUGGGGGUCCCAGCCCUCUCCUCUUGUUUCUUUUAGCCCCCUUAUUUAAUGGUUGAAGACCCUUAGAGGACCCUAAAAGAUAAGUCUCCCUUCUCCUCUCCCUCCCCUUUCCAUUCUCACUUGGGGGACGAAAAACGUAUGGCAAAUACUUCUAUGGGGUUCUAAUGGCUGUGAAAAUUGCCUCUUGUAAUUCAGAAUGUCUUUAAUUUGCUUUUUUACCUUAUUUGCCUGCUUCCACAGAAUUUAAGGUUCCCCAAGGAAGAAAGGCUAAGCUUUUGAAUUAAAGGUGAAAAAAAUGGUAGGAAUGCACGGUUCUACUUAACAUGCACCAAUAUUUUUUCAAGGCAGGCCAUUUUCUGAUGUGGGGACCUCAACUUCCAGAAUUUUGGGAGUUGAAGUCCCCUCGUCAGAAAACAGCCUGGCUUGAAAAAUAUUGACAUAGACAUUUUUCUGGUGUAAAUCUGCCCAAAAAUGGAAGCACCCUCCAAAUUUGGGGGAAGAAAAUCAAUUCAAAAGACCUCAUGGAUUGUCACAAGCCUUUUCUUGGGCAUAAAGGACCUAAAUUCAGCAAGAUGGAAUACCAGCCAGGAAAAAUCAGGUAUUUAAUCCCUGUUCAGCAGAUAUGCAAACCUCAGAUUCACACCACUUUUGAAUAAUGGCACAGCCGCUUUUUUUUAACCUACAAACCCCUUUUCCUGUGUAUUUUUAUCCAUGCAACACAAGGGUUCAAGAAAGUCAUAUUUAGGUUUAUUUCCAGCUUAUUUGCCCUGUUUUUCCUCCCUCCAAGAGCUCAUUCUCCAUAGGACUAAAUGAGUCAGAGAGUUUAAUUUAAUCUCCUUGCUUAAAAAAAUGCAUCUUUUUAAAGUUCAGGCACUGGGCUGAAUCGUACCUUAACCGAACGACACGCUAAACCGUAAACAACGAGCCCAAGUUACGGACUAAAAGGAAGCCAACUUUAAGAGAAUGUGCAAUUGUACGGUUUGUAACUACUCGGGUUAAAAGGGUUGUGCGAAUCAAUCAGCCAGCAGCUCUGUCAAAGUUGUUGCUCGGAGGAUGAGGAGGGUGUGGACAGAAAAGAGCCACGCAGGCGUUUUAUUUGUUAUGUAGAGGAGAGAGAAGAAGGGUUUUGCGACAGCUGCAAAUUCGGGUA
Messenger RNA from Crotalus tigris (Tiger rattlesnake), 2590 nucleotides. Its product is annotated as ras-related protein ORAB-1-like. The record is from RefSeq and is a predicted model, not a curated record. Gene Ontology annotation, molecular function: GTPase activity; GTP binding. NCBI's taxonomy places the organism in Eukaryota, Metazoa, Chordata, Lepidosauria, Squamata, Viperidae. Bases 342 to 983 code for a protein of 213 amino acids. The transcript is spliced from 7 exons.